GUGAAGGUUGUGUUUGUUUCUGGUUGUUUGUUUGUUGACAAUUUUAAGUAUUUUCGAAUUUUUUGAGCAACAAAGAAACAUUGAAUAUUUUCUUGGAUUCGAGAACAAAUAUUAUUACAGAAAAUAAUACCUGGAGAAUGACAUUGCUGAAUACAAAUAUGCAAUAGACGUUCUCUAUGCAAUAGACUAAUAAAUAGAGUAAAUAGACGACAUCUCCAAAGCAUAGAAUGAUAGUACUCCUUACCUUCAAAGAGAAUUUAAACCAUAUAAUAAAGUACUUUGUGUUUAAACCACAGAACACAUUUACUCCAAGAGAUUUGAACAAUAUCUUUACGAAAAUUUGAAUGUUCAAGAUGAUUUUAGAGUACAUUUUAAAAUAUCAUUUACAAGACUGUAUGCGUAUUCUUGCUGAAGAAGAUAACUUGGGAUACUUUAGUAUAAAAAUCGAUUUCCUCAAAUUAUUUGAAACAUAUCCUGAUGUUGGUGACCAGGUACUCUGUAAGCCUGUUGAAAGCCUACCUCAAUGUGGUAAAGAUAUCACAAAAGCUCAACAGAAUAUAUUAGAACAAGACAUAUACAAAAAUAAACUAUCAAAUCUGCAGCACAUUUCUUUGAAGAGAAAUGUUCAAGCUAGAUUUUUUGGAUUACCUGUGUGCCCUGAGCUUCACAGGACUAUUUUCCCAAAAAAUGUUGAUUUAGGAUGUUUUUUAAAAGUUACUGGUACUGUUGUAAGAGUAACCCAAGCAAAAAUGCUAGAAUAUCAACGGAACUAUAUAUGUAUGAAGUGUAAGUAUGAUAACAUUGUUGAGGCUGAUUUUGAGAAUAGAUAUAUUUUAAAAGCACCACCAAGAUGUGGUAAUAUAGAUAGAAGAUGUAAGUGUGCAACAUUCACUCAAGUCCAUUUAGUUUCAAGAGAACAUUGUAAAGAUUAUCAAGAAAUAAAAAUACAGGAGCAAGUUAACAAAUUGAGUAUUGGAUCGAUACCUGGAUCUAUUUGGGUAAUUUUAGAAAAUGACCUUGUUGACAGCUGUAAACCUGGAGAUGAUGUUAACAUUUGUGGCACGGUACGCCGUCGUUGGCGCCCUACUAUACAGAACAAAAACUCUGAGGUUGAAUUAGUUCUACAAGCCAAUUAUGUGGAAGUGUGCAAUUCCCAAAGGUCUGAUGUGGUAUCGUCUGCACCUGAUGUCAAUGAGUGUUUCAGUGAAUUUUGGAAUAGAUUUGAAUCUUGCCCAUUGAAAGGAAGAGAUCAGAUAUUAGCCUCCGUUUGUCCACAGGUUUAUGGUUUACACCUUGUGAAACUAGCAGUGUUAUUGACUGUUAUAACGGGCUCGGAUCAUGUCACUGGAAAUGAUGAGAAGAGUUUUCCGGACGAUUUACACACUACUAGAGUCCGUGGUCAAUGCCAUUUACUUUUGGUAGGGGAUCCAGGUACUGGAAAGUCUCAGCUCCUAAGAGCGGGCGCCGAUCUGACUGCUCGCUCCGUGUUCACAUCUGGUGCGGGGAGCACUCGCGCCGGCCUCACUUGCGCCGCUCUCAGGGAAAAUGGCGAUUGGCAACUGGAAGCAGGUGCACUGGUGUUAUCAGACGGCGGAGUUUGUUGUAUCGAUGAGAUAUCCCAGUUGAGAGAACACGAUCGUACUGCGAUACACGAGGCAAUGGAACAACAGACUAUUUCUAUAGCUAAGGCUGGAAUAGUAUGUAAAUUGAACACUCGUUGCGCAGUUAUAGCAGCUUGCAAUCCAAAAGGCCACUAUCAAACAGACGAACCGCUUAGCGUCAACGUUUCGCUCGGUACACCAUUGUUAAGUAGAUUUGAUUUGAUAUUUAUUCUUUUGGAUGGAAAAAACAAAGCAUGGGAUAAACUUGUUUCAUCAUAUAUUUUGUUUGGCGGCUCUUAUUCAGAUGCGAAUAAGAAGUGGAGUUUGGAUAAAAUUCAGAUGUAUAUAAGUCUUGUUGGCCCUCGUGAUACAACCAUGACUGAGUCUGCAAAUACGAUACUGCAAGCUUAUUAUAUGAUGCAAAGGAAAUCUGAAUACAGAGACCCUUCGCGUACUACUGUUAGAAUGCUCGAUAGUCUCGUCAGAUUAUCACAAGUUCAUUGUCGACUUAUGUACCGAACAACAGUUUUACCAACAGAUGCUAUAGUAGCAGUAACUUUAGUAGACCUGUCUAUGCAAGAUUGCACACUAGACGAUACAGUAGACGCCUUACAUUCGACAUUUCAGAAGCAUCCAGAUUUUGAAUAUUUGUGCACUGCAAAAAAACUUUUAGUUAAAUUGAAUUUAUAUGAAAUCUGGCAAGAAGAAUUAUUGUAUUAUGGAAAUUUGUUACAAGUUGAUCAUAAAACUUUAGAAAGUAGUAUUGAUAGACGUGAUUGUAACUUAUUUACCAAAUAUGAUGACGUAGAUGAUGAUAAUAUACCAUUGUCUGCAGCAGUGGUGACUAGUUCAUAUUUCAGUAAGCAGAAAAGUAAACACGAUUGUGAGGAAACUAAUAUUUUUGUAGAAAAUGAGAGUAAUGGAGGUGAUUUCAAUAUCAAAUCCAGAAAACUCAAUGAAAAACAAGCUCCAACAUUGAAGAAACAUUCAACAUUGAGUAAACAAGAACAGAAAGUACGAAAUAAUCAUAAAAGGAUGAAUAUAAACGUAAGGAAGCGAAAAGAAGUUACUAUCGAUGUAGAACCAGUUAAUUGUCGCAAAUCAAAGAAAUCAAAAAAAUGUAAAGAUGGUGGUAUAAACGAUAAUGAUUGUUUAUUAGACGUGACGGAAGCUUUAAAUGCCGUUCCUAGUGUUAAUGAUGUUUUUACGGAAUUAGGAAUAGAUUUUAAACUUCAUAAUAGUGAAACAGGCGGUUUUGAUGGAGAAGAGUCAUGUUCAGAGCGCAAUAACGGAGAUUCUGGAAAAAAAAUAUCUUGUAUGUACGUAAAAUCAGGAAAGAAAGAAAUUACAAGCAAAUCAAUAGAUAAUAAUGAUAAAGACAGUUUUAGUGGAGAAGACUCACGUCCAGAGCGCAGUAAAAAAGAUUAUGGGAAAAAUAUAUCCAGUGUAAAUGUAAAAUCAGAAAAAAGAGAAUGUGCGAGCAAUACAAUAGAUAAACUGCAACAAUUCAAAUUUAUUGAAAAAUAUGAUCUUGGCAAAUUUUAUGAAGAAAAACUUGACAAAUCUCCACCUAAAACUGAAAGAUCCGGAACUGUUGUUAAAAUAGAAAAACUAAAUAAUGGUACAGCCUCUACAAGCCAAACGAAAUCAAGAAUAUCUAAUUCACAAAUGUCUAUAUUUGAGAGUUCAGACUGUGAUAUCAAUUUAGAUAUAUAAAAUCAUGAGCUAGAAACUAUUUAUUUGGUAAAAAUUAAAAACAAAAUCCAUGGUAUUUUGUUUUAUUUACUAAUAUUUACAAUAAAAGGAUAUACAACCUAACUUUCUCCACUAUUAGAAGCUUCAGAGGCCUUGUAAGCAUCUUUAUCAUAAUUUUCAAUAAGUAAUGUCUUAAAUCUUCUAGCUGUGACUGUUAUGCUGUCCUCAUUUGGUGAUGCAUUUAAUAUUUCUACUCUAGAAACAUAUAAGUGAUCAGAGUUUUUGGGACUCACCCCUUUUAUGAUAUCAAUUUCAUCACCUACUUUAGUCUGUAAAGAAAAAUAAAAAAUUAAUUGAAAGUAUUAAUUAAUAACU
Messenger RNA from Diatraea saccharalis (sugarcane borer), 3671 nucleotides. NCBI's taxonomy places the organism in Eukaryota, Metazoa, Arthropoda, Insecta, Lepidoptera, Crambidae. The record is from the annotation of a GenBank genome assembly.